Molecule: messenger RNA, 459 nt
Organism: Zasmidium cellare ATCC 36951
Lineage: Eukaryota; Fungi; Ascomycota; Dothideomycetes; Mycosphaerellales; Mycosphaerellaceae
Exons: 2
Cellular component (GO): cytosolic small ribosomal subunit
Molecular function (GO): structural constituent of ribosome; RNA binding
Source: RefSeq, a predicted model, not a curated record
UUGAUUCCCAAGGCCGAUCGCAAGAAGAUCCACGAGUACCUCUUCCGUGAGGGUGUCCUCGUCGCCAAGAAGGACUUCAACCAGCCAAAGCACGGCGAGAUUGACACCAAGAACCUCUUCGUCAUCAAGGCCUGCCAGUCCCUCACCUCCCGCGGCUACCUCAAGACCCAGUUCUCCUGGCAAUGGUACUACUACACCCUCACCCCAGAGGGUCUCGACUACCUCCGCGAGUGGCUCCACCUCCCUGCCGAGAUCGUUCCUCAAACCCACGUCAAGCAGCAGCGUUCGCACGCUCCCCCGCGUGGCAUGCUCGGCGGGGAUGACCGCGAGCGUCGUGGUGGUGGCCGUGGCCGUGGUGACCGCGAGGGUGGCUACCGCCGCCGCGAGUAUGGCGACAACAAGGAGGGUGGUGCUCCAGGCAGCUUCAACCCAGAGUUCCGUGGUGGCUUUGGUCGUGGC